GUGCUGGCGGAAAUACCACUCUUUUGCCAAAACUCUUCUAACUUUCCUUAUCAACAUUGUCUUUGUUGCUUACAAUUUUUUAACGCCGCGGGAUGUCCAAUCCCACAAGAAAAUGCUGUGGGAUCGAUUGCGAUAAUGAAGCUGGGACCUUACAAUGCCCAACAUGUCUGAAGCUGGAUAUCAAAGGCAGUUACUUCUGCUCCCAAGACUGCUUCAAGAAGAAUUGGAUCGAGGACUGUUCAACCCUUUUCCGACUUACCAAUUUACUGGCUCUGUUAGACCAGUCUACCCACUCUCGCCGCGACGGCCUGUCCCCAAAAUAAUCACCCAUCCCGAUUGGGCGGAGACUGGCAUCCCAAGGCGGGAAAUGCGCUUAAGCAGGUCAAAAUGGGACCUCUUGGAUGCUAAGGGCCAGCAGGCUAUGCGCAAGGUGUGCCGGCUGGCGAGAGAAGUCCUCGACAUAACGGCUGCAGCAGUGAAGCCCGGCGUUACUACAGACUACUUGGACGAGAUCUGCCACAACGCUUGCAUUGAGCGAGGGUCAUAUCCUUCUCCGCUCAACUACAACCACUUUCCCAAGUCAAUAUGCACAUCGGUAAAUGAGGUAGUAUGCCACGGCAUUCCGGAUCAGCGGGUCCUGCUCGAUGGCGAUAUUCUUAACCUCGAUGUUUCUCUGUACCACGGCGGAUACCAUGCCGAUUUGAACGAGACCUACUACGUCGGGGAUAAGGCAAAAGCGGAUCCGGACGCGGUCAAACUCAUUGAAACGACGAGACAGGCCUUGGACAUGGCGAUUGAGAUCGUCAAGCCAGGUGUGCCGAUUCGAGAGUUUGGCAGGAUUAUCGAAAAGCACGCAGCCUCAAGGGGCCUUGCCGUCAUCAAGACAUGGGGCGGUCACGGUAUCAACUCGGAAUUCCAUCCUCCUCCUUGGAUACCGCACUAUGCAAAGAACAAGGCUGUGGGAACAUGUAAACCUGGGAUGACCUUCACAAUUGAGCCUAUUCUCACCCUGGGUGCCAACCGAGAGAAGUACUGGCCGGAUGAUUGGACGAAUGUCACGAUGGAUGGCAAGCGGACAGCACAGUUCGAAACAGGCGUCGAAGUCUUGACGGCCAGACAGGAGAACUCUCCGGGAGGCCCAAUCCCCAUACCGGAGGUUGUAAAUGGAGUUGCUGACGGAGUUGCGAACGGAGAUGCGAACAGAGAUGCGAACGGAGCUGCUAUUAACGAAAGCUGA
Aspergillus nidulans FGSC A4 is the source of this 1237-nucleotide messenger RNA. RefSeq names its product putative methionine aminopeptidase, type I (gene fpaI). Gene Ontology annotation, molecular function: initiator methionyl aminopeptidase activity; metal ion binding; metalloaminopeptidase activity. The transcript is spliced from 4 exons. Lineage: Eukaryota; Fungi; Ascomycota; Eurotiomycetes; Eurotiales; Aspergillaceae. Bases 155 to 1237 code for a protein of 360 amino acids. Gene Ontology annotation, biological process: proteolysis. The record is from RefSeq and is a predicted model, not a curated record.